Molecule: messenger RNA, 1413 nt
Organism: Aspergillus ochraceoroseus IBT 24754
Lineage: Eukaryota; Fungi; Ascomycota; Eurotiomycetes; Eurotiales; Aspergillaceae
Product: FAD-dependent oxidoreductase
Exons: 5
Coding region: 181-1278 (365 amino acids)
Molecular function (GO): D-amino-acid oxidase activity; FAD binding
Source: RefSeq, a predicted model, not a curated record
CUGAGAAGAGGCGUCAUUGCAACGAUGGCUCGCUGAUUCUGUCGAUAUAAUCUCUCUUAUAUAACUGUUCUUUGUUUCUCUCUUCUUGGACCUUUCAUCCCCAAAUCUUCCGACUCAUCGCAAGUACUCGAUCAGAUAGACACCUUGUACCACCCGGGGAACAGAUAUAUAUAGACGAUCAUGGCGACACACAAUAUUGUGGUUCUGGGGGCCGGAGUAUCUGGACUCACAACCGCAUAUCUUCUCUCCCAGGAUCCAUCCAAUUCCAUUACCGUUGUUGCCAAACAUAUGCCCGGAGAUUAUGACAUCGAAUACUGUUCUCCGUGGGCUGGGGCCAAUUAUUUCCCAACGGGCCAACCAGGAAGCAACCAUGCCAAAUGGGAGCGCGAGACAUGGAAACCACUGACGGAGAUCACAGAGAAGUAUCCCGAAGCAGGAAUUCAUUAUCAAGAUACUAUCAUUUACAAUCGCAAAAAGGAUCAAAACUCUACAACCGGUCAAGCAUUCUCGGUUCUUGUGGAUGAAAAUCCAUGGUAUAAAGAGGUUCUUUCCGAUUUCAAAGUCAUCCCCAAACACCAACUACCCCCUGGUAUUGACAAUGCCCAAACCUUCACCUCAGUCUGCAUCAACACAGCAAUCUACCUUCCCUGGCUAGUCGGCCAAUGCCGCAAAAACGGCACAGUCUUCAAACGAGCCGUUGUCAAACACGUGGCAGACGCGGCAAACGCCCAUCACUCCGGUAAAACAGCCGACGUCGUCAUCAAUUGCACCGGCCUCUCGUCCAAAAAGCUAGGGGGCGUGCGCGACGACAAGCUCCUCCCGGCCCGCGGACAGAUCGUUCUUGUGCGAAACGACCCGGGCAUUAUGUCGUCGAUCUCCGGCACGGAUGACGGCGAGGACGAACUAUUCUACAUGAUGACUCGCGCUGCUGGUGGCGGGACUGUCCUUGGUGGUUGCUACCAGAAGCACCAGUGGGAUCCACUCCCGGACCCUAACUUGGCUACGAGAAUCAUGAAGCGAGCUAUCGAGCUGUGUCCGCAGCUUGUGGCCAAGGGACAGGGGAUUGAAGGGUUAGAUAUUAUUCGUCACGGGGUGGGACUGCGGCCGCUUCGAGAGGGCGGACCCCGUAUUGAGAAGGAAAAGAUCAAUGGUGUUGCGGUUGUUCACAAUUAUGGCCAUGGCGGGUAUGGUUAUCAGUCUUCGUUUGGCUGUGCCGCAGAGACUGUGCGGUUGGUGAAGGAGACACUGCAGGGAAAGAAGCUUGGGGCGAAGUUAUAAUAAUAUAAUAGAUGGAUCUGGGGAAGAUCUACAACGCCUUAGCGAUGUGGUAGAUUAUUCAUUUUUGUUACGGUAGAACUCUCCACGAUAAAACUAUGUUCAUAAGAAAUGAAUAAUCAUACAAUAUAACUAACU